AUGCCUAGACAUGCUCAAGAUUCCGCAGCAGAACCUGUUGUAACUACAUCAACGGUAACACUCCGUAUUACACGAUUUUGGAAAGAAAAUCCAGCAAUUUGGUUUGCCCAGUUGGAGGCACAAUUUGAGAACCAUAACAUAGUCAAUGAAAACUCGAAGUAUUUUGCAGUUUUACCGGAACUAGAUCCAGAAGUUCUCUCCCAAGUCAGUGACAUAAUUACUGAACGACCAAACGAUGCCUACACCAAAAUAAAACAGCGCCUCAUUGACCAUUUCUCCAUUUCUGAAGAGAAGCGCAUAAAAACUCUGCUAAAUGAAUUACCAAUUGGUGACAAGAAACCAAGCCUUUUAUUACGAGAAAUGCGUAGUCUAGCCAACGGUGGUGUCAAAGAUGAGUUCCUCCGCACUAUGUGGCUUCAGCGUUUACCUCCUCAGACUCAAGCAAUUUUACCCACUUCCUCGAAUAUCACGAAGAUCUCGUAG
This is a messenger RNA of Calliphora vicina (urban bluebottle blowfly), 483 nucleotides long. RefSeq lists its product as uncharacterized. The record is from RefSeq and is a predicted model, not a curated record. Lineage: Eukaryota; Metazoa; Arthropoda; Insecta; Diptera; Calliphoridae. The coding region runs from base 1 to 483 and encodes 160 amino acids. The transcript is spliced from 2 exons.